GGACUUUCAAAAGAAAAUUACUCUUCAUGGACAUGAGAAACAGGCAGCAUAUGAUGAUCUUCGCUUUCUUUCAAGUUCCAGCAUGUCCACAAUACUUUCAGAAUUAGAAAUGGAAGAUCAGCUUGUGAGCUCAGCGAUUCAAGCAAGAAAAGAAGUCAUGGGAAAGGUUAGAGAAAGGCAACAACAAAUAAUUCUUGUUGCAUCAUUGCUUGAUCGAAUUCCCAAUCUUGCUGGGUUAGCAAGGACUUGUGAGGUGUUUAGGGCCGCGUGUCUUGCAGUUGCUGAUACAAGUAUUAUGCAGGACAAACAGUUCCAACUUAUAAGUGUCACAGCUGAGAAGUGGAUACCAAUCAUAGAGGUUCCAGUUUGCAGCAUUAAAGUUUUUCUAGAGAAGAAAAGGAGAGAAGGAUUCUCCAUUCUGGGCCUGGAGCAAACUGCAAAUAGCACAGCGCUGGACCAGUUUGCCUUCCCAAACAAAACGGUUUUAGUGCUGGGACGAGAAAAGGAGGGGAUUCCUGUAGAUAUUAUUCAUGUUUUAGAUGCUUGUGUUGAGAUUCCUCAGCUGGGUGUAAUCAGAUCACUCAAUGUUCAUGUAAGUGGUGCCAUUGCUCUAUGGGAAUACACUCGCCAGCAAAGGAGCAGGCAGCAGUGAUAUGUUACUGAAUUCUCUAAGGUUUUAUUUGGGACAGCUUUUGUGCUACUUUUUAAAACGGCUUUUUAGUACAAAAAUUUCAAAUUCAAGAAAUUUUUGUGCUAGAAAGCUGUUUUAAAAAGCAAGAAGAAAACCAGCGCAAACGGCUUUUUUACUGCUUAUUAAAGCAGCUUUUUAGUAUAAAUUUUUUAAUUUUUGUACUUGAAAGCUGCUUUAUGAAACAGUAAGAAAGCCGUCUCAAACGAAGCCGAAGUCAAUAUUGAUGAUGUUUGGAACACCAAAUGUUUUUUCAUCUUUUUAUUUUUCUUUCAACAGAAGCUUGAUUUUGAAAAUUGUUAAGAUGAAAUUAUGUAUUUGUAUUUUAUUGGAUUUCUUUUGCAAACCUUUGGUAU
Messenger RNA from Dendrobium catenatum, 1044 nucleotides. Its product is annotated as probable methyltransferase TARBP1. The transcript is spliced from 5 exons. The record is from RefSeq and is a predicted model, not a curated record. Gene Ontology annotation, biological process: tRNA methylation. Bases 83 to 652 code for a protein of 189 amino acids. Gene Ontology annotation, molecular function: RNA binding; tRNA (guanine) methyltransferase activity. Lineage: Eukaryota; Viridiplantae; Streptophyta; Magnoliopsida; Asparagales; Orchidaceae.